CACGCCUAAACUUAAACAGAUGUAGUAGAGAAGCAUGAAGUGAAGUGACUUUCCAAUUUGCUGAUAUAUCUGAGUUUAGUAAAACAAAAUUUCACAUGAUAAAUAAUAAUAUUUUAAGUGACAAUUGCCACCAACAAGACAUAUAAUUGUUCGUUCAAAAAAGUGUAGUUUUUAAAAAAAUAAUAAAACUGUUUAAUUAAUUAAUCAUGAGUGAAUUAAGUCGGGAGGAAAUGCGCAGACGACGACUGGCACGUCUAGCUGGACUUGAAUCCAGUGUAAGUGCUCCAGUUAGUCCACCUGGAUCUAGUGUGAACAAUGCCUCUGAAUCUUCAAGUUCACCUGGUCCAUCAACUUGUCCAGAUUUACCGACACCAUCACUCCAACAGCAACAAUCUCCGACUCAACCUCAGGUAAAUGAAUCAUCGAGUGAACAAGAAGUUCCAAUGGAUUUCGAAGAAACCAACGAAAAGCAAUCGAAUAACAUUUCAAUUGACGUUGAUUCUGGAAUCGAAAAUAUGGAAGUCGAGGAACAAGAUCGCAAAGAUCAUACUUCUAGAUCUAGAACCACAAGUUCCAGCGCCGACGUCUCAACAGACCAAAUCCACAGCACAAUAUCUCGUGUCCUCCGCGUCUCAUGGAAGCAACCAACAGAACAGACAAUAUUUCUCCCGGAACUAUCAGCAAACGUUUCAUCAUUUGAACGGACAAUGUCGCACACCGACAUAAUAAACGAGUCACUCAUGGAAGCCCUGAAAAUUUUCACCGACAAUGAAGAUCCACUGAAAGACAUAACCAUUGACAUCUUAUCUGAAGGCGAAGACAGUCCCAAUAGUCAGACAAGUCCAAUGGUCAGUCCAGCGGCUGCUACAUCAUCACUCGCAUCAUCAUCAGGAGCCGGACUUCCCUUGAUGGUCACCAGUGAAAAUAAAAACAAACCCCGUAGUUUUUUUUAUCUCGUCGACUGCUACAGUCGUGCCGCACUCGAGGAACGAAACAACCCGAAGCGUUCAAGUUUCCCGCCAAUUUCCGAAGUAUUAAUUUCCCUACGCGCCCAAUGUGUUCAAUACGCGAGUCUCGUUCUGCAGCAAAUAAUUGGAGUACCAGUUGACAAACUGAUGAACCCAUCCUCAGUAAUCACAAGUCCGCUGCUGUAUCCAGUUCUAGCACAGACUCUACCACGUGGUUUCCUGCAUGAACUGGUAGCGCGCACUCAUUUAAACCCACAGACAUUCAACAAAAUAUUUACGCCACUACUCCAAGGCCUGUACAUGUCAAUGCAACAAGUGAGUCUGAUUGGCAACACCCAUCGUCGUCCCAUCGAAGCUCUAGAAGAACUAAUAGACAUCCGUUGCGGUACCCAUGGCAACAUCCGGCCCAUAUGCCGACUGAUCACCCACCAGAUCCAGUUCCUGCCAGAUUUCAUGACCACUGCAGUAGGCCGCGAGCUGACGCGGACCUCAUUCCUCGGUCCCUUCCUAUCGGUGUCAGUUUUCGCUGAAGACCAGCCGAAGGUCGCGGAAAAAUUCUUCAGCGGGAAUCCAACGAAUGACAAAUCAAUAAAUUCGACAUUGCAGCAGGAAUUAGAGAACACGAGAUCGUCGUUGCAUAAAUUAUUUCAUGCUAUUUUAGCAACUAGUACAUGCCGUGAAGCAACGCUGGCUUACUUAGCAACUUUAUUACGGCACAAUGAGAAACGCGUGCAAAUUCAAACGGAAGAAUUCGCGCUAGCGGGUGACGGCUUCAUGCUUAAUUUAUUAUCGACACUGCAAAUGCUGUCGGUUAAAAUAAAACUCAAUACCGUCGACCCGCUGUAUCCAUUCCACCCCUCGAGUUUUGUUGAGAUAAAAAACGACACUCGUCUGAAAUUGUCAUCCCAGGAAUGCAACGACUGGGUGAAGGAAUUAGAAAAAAGCCACAAGUGGACGGAAGCUAAAUUUCCAACUCAAUGCUGGUUCCUGACUCUGCAUUGCCAUCACAUUGCGCUGAUGCCCGCGCUGCAAAAAUACAGGCGUAAAUUACGCGCGCUACGGGAUCUGCAGAAAAUGCUGGACGAUUUGCAGGCUACUGAGUCCUCGUGGAAGGACGCGCCCUACGCUGGCCACAACAAGGAACUGAUCAAACGUUGGAAGCAACAACUCAAGCGUCUGAGCAAAUCCAAGUCCUGCGCUGAUGCCGGACUGAUUGAUCCAGUCCUGAUGCGACGUUCGCUCCACUUUUACUGCUCUGUCGCUGAAAUUCUCCUGAGUCUGCUGACGCCGUCGGAAAACGGGAACCCGAUGUCGCCGUCACUGCCGUUGCCCCAACAAAUUCCAAACAAAUUCACGGCAUUGCCCGAGUGGUACGUCGAAGACAUCGCGGAAUUUUUGCUCUUCGCGCUGCAGUUUUGUCCCUCUGUCGUCGCUAAUAAUGUCGACAACGCGCUGAUCACUUGGCUGCUGGUCACCAUUUGCACGCCGCACUGCAUCAGAAACCCGUAUCUCAUUGCUAAGAUAAUAGAAGUACUUUUCGUCAUAAGCACAAGUGGUCACGGACGCAACGACAUCCUGCAUAACCGAGUGAUGUCGCACCCGAUAACCAAAACCCACUUGGCUUCUUAUCUCAUGAAGUUUUACACCGACGUUGAAACAACGGGAUCCAGCUCGGAGUUUUACGACAAAUUUUCCAUAAGAUAUCACAUAAGUUUGAUAUUAAAGACGAUGUGGGACAGCCCCGUGCACCGGAGAUCGAUAAUAAGUGAGAGCAACAACGGCAAGCAGUUUGUUAAAUUCAUCAACAUGCUGAUGAACGACACGACGUUUUUGCUGGACGAGAGCUUGGAGUCACUGAAGCGCAUCCACGAAGUCCAGGAACUGAUGUCCGAUAAGUCGAACUGGUCCGCGAUGUCGAAUGAGCAGCAGCAGUCGAGGACAAGACAACUUACUGCUGAUGAACGACAGGCGAGGUCGUAUCUGACGCUCGCUAAGGAGACGGUCUCGAUGUUUCAUUACCUGACUGUGGAAAUAACGGAGCCGUUUUUGCGGCCGGAACUCGUGGGCAGAUUGAGCGCGAUGCUGAACUUUAAUCUGAAGCAACUCUGCGGCCCCAAGUGCAAAGAUUUGAAAGUUAAAAAGCCGACCAAGUAUGGGUGGGAACCCCGCACUUUGCUGGGGCAACUGAUUGACAUUUACUUACAUCUUGACUGUGAUAAUUUUGCUGCUGCUUUAGCCAGCGAUGAGAGAUCGUUUUCCAAAGAAUUGUUCACUGAUGCCGCGAAUCGUUUGGGGAAAGCGAACAUAAAAACAGCAACUGAAAUCGAGAGAUUUAUGGCACUGGCAGAACGCGCUGCAGUUAAGGCGCGUGAAAAUCUUGCACGGGAAGAAGACUAUGGUGAUGCACCGGAUGAAUUCCGUGAUCCGCUUAUGGACACGCUGAUGGAAAAUCCUGUUAAAUUACCUUCCGGUAUGAUAAUGGACAAGGCUGUUAUAACUAGGCAUUUAUUGAAUAGCUCAACAGAUCCAUUUAGCCGGCAGCCACUCAGUGAAGACAUGCUUAUGCCAGAUAUCGAUUUGAAAGAAAGAAUAGCAGCCUGGAAACAAAAAAAAAGACGGUCAUCAAAAUAUUAAUAAAUAAAAUCCUCACGUGUGAGCAAAAUUUAAAAAUUAUCUAUACAGUAGAUGAUUAAAUGAUUUAAGAUAAAAAUAUUGAUUAUUAUUAUCUAUAAAUUCAUAUAUCUUGCGUAUAAUAAUAAUAAUAAUAACAAUUAAUUAAUUAAAAAUAAAUAAUAAAUAAAAUCCAUAAAAUAAAUCAACUAACAAAAUAUAAAAUUAUAUGAUUCUGAAUUUAGUAGACAACUAGAAUUUUUUUUUUUUUUAACAAAUUAAUUAAAAAAAAAUUAAAAUUAAAAUGGAAAAUUAAAAAAUAUGCACAUGUUCAAAAUUUAAAAAACUACAUGUGCAAUUUUUUUUUUUUAAAUUUAUCGUUUUCUGAUCAGGUACUAGUUCAUUAAUCGGGUACUAGUUCCUUAAUCGAGCACUAGUUCCCUAAUCGAGUAAUAAUUCCCUGAUCGUGUACUAGUUCCUUAAUCGAGCACUAGUUCCUUAAUCGAGUACUAGUUCUCUGAUCGGGUACUAGUUCUCUGAUCGGGUACUAGUUUCUUGAUCAGUUACUUGUUCCCUGAUCGGGUACUAGUUUCUUGAUCAGGGACUAGUUUCUUGAUCAGGUACUAGUUUCUUGAUCAGGGACUAGUUCAUGGAUCGGGUACUAUUUCAUUAUUCGGGUACUAGUUCAUUAAUCGAAUACUAUAUCAUUAAUCGAGUACUAGUUCAUAAAUCGGGUACUAGUUCAUUAAUCGAUUACUAGUUCAUUAAUCGAAUACUAGUUCAUUAAUCAGGUACUAGUUCAUUAAUCGGCUACUAGUUCCUUGAUCAGGUACUAGUUCAUAAAUCAGGUAGUACAUUAAUCGAUUACUAGUUCUCUAAUCGGACACUAGUUUCCUCACCGGGUACUAGUUCUCUAACCGGGUACUAGUUUUUUGAUCGGGUAUUAGUUCUCUAAUCGGGUAUUAGUCCUCUAAUCGAGUACUAGUUCCCUGAUCAGGUACUAAUUCCUUGAUGAGGUACUAGUUCAUUAAUCGGGCACUAAUUCCCUAAUCGAGUACUAAUUCUUUCAUCAGGUACUCGUUUCCUGACCGGGCACUAGUUCCCUGAUCAGAGUACUAGUGAAUUUAUCAUUUUAAAAAAAAUUAUAAGACGUCGUCUAACUUCAGUAUCAUAAAAUUAUAAAUUAUUGUGCUAUUAUAUCAUCACAGAGCAAUGAUCUCGUAAAUGUGCAACCAUUGCGCUCAAUUAUAAAUUAUAAAUUUUUUAUACCACUAUAAAUAAUUUAAUUAAUUAAUUAAUUAAUUAAAUAAUAACAAUAAUUAAUUAAAUAAAUAUGUAAUUGACAGACUGCAGCAACCGAACUGCCAAUUUAGAAUUCCACAACAAAAUACUAAAAAAUUAAUAAUAAUAAAUUUAUUUUAGACUGUAAAUAUAUUUGUGCUUUUUCCGCGUUUUUUUAAAUCAACAAUUGUUAUUUUUUUUUCUUUUUUAAUUACCACGUGAUUUAAUUAUAAAAAAUUACCAUAGUAAGAAAAUUCACAUUCAAUUAAAUUUUAAUAUUAAUUUUUAAAAUUGUAGUGUAACUUAAAUUAAUUAAUUAAAAAAAAUUACAAGUGAAAUACAAAAAUAAAAAAAAAAUUGAUGUAAUGAAUAAAUGAAUUAUUUUACUUUAAUUAUAAUUUUAUAUUCGUGUAGAAUUUUGU
This is a messenger RNA of Microplitis mediator, 5281 nucleotides long. RefSeq names its product ubiquitin conjugation factor E4 B (gene Ube4B). The record is from RefSeq and is a predicted model, not a curated record. Lineage: Eukaryota; Metazoa; Arthropoda; Insecta; Hymenoptera; Braconidae. Gene Ontology annotation, cellular component: cytoplasm; ubiquitin ligase complex; nucleus. Gene Ontology annotation, molecular function: ubiquitin-ubiquitin ligase activity. The coding region runs from base 207 to 3602 and encodes 1131 amino acids. The transcript has 5 exons. Gene Ontology annotation, biological process: protein polyubiquitination.